This is a messenger RNA of Ruditapes philippinarum (Manila clam), 2683 nucleotides long. RefSeq names its product G-protein coupled receptor GRL101-like. Gene Ontology annotation, biological process: G protein-coupled receptor signaling pathway. The transcript is spliced from 8 exons. The coding region runs from base 209 to 2683 and encodes 824 amino acids. NCBI's taxonomy places the organism in Eukaryota, Metazoa, Mollusca, Bivalvia, Venerida, Veneridae. Gene Ontology annotation, cellular component: membrane. The record is from RefSeq and is a predicted model, not a curated record. Gene Ontology annotation, molecular function: protein-hormone receptor activity; G protein-coupled receptor activity; protein binding.
AGCAAAAAAUAUAUUAAGAAAAAGUGUAUCACAACCCAAGGCUUGUAAUGAAGGUGGCAUUGUUCGAAAAAACCGUACUUACUUCACAAUUUACAGAAAGGGACAAAUAGAAGUUGAAAGUGAUGUGAUAGAAAAAAAAGUUCCAGUCGACAUCAGAAUAAACAAAAUUUCAUGUACUCAAAGCGCUACAGAAAAAUACGAUGAAAAUAUGUAUGUUUGUUAUGGGGACAAUACGACGAUACCAAAAUCUGAGGUAUGUAAAUAUGAUGUCGAUGAAGCGGGUUAUAUGACUGGUUGUAGGUCAGGAAUUCACCUGCAAGACUGUGAGGAUUUCGUUUGCCCCCCAAAUACAGUUAAAUGUCCAGAUAGCUUUUGCAUUGCUCUUCGAUUUGUGUGUGACGGGAUGGCCCAGUGUCCUGGUGAACAGGACGAACACAAUUGCUCAUGUGUUAGUGGGGACAAAGAAGUUAUCAUUUUGAUAGAGGAUACAAAACAACAGACAAGUAGUAAAAAGGCCUCAGCAUUAUUAGCAAAACAAUUCAAGCAUGGAAACAAUAAAGUUAGAGUACUUACCUACCAGGCGAAGACAAGAUUUGACGACUUUCCUCUUAAACAUCGACUGUUAGAAAUACGCGAAGAAAACAUUGAUAGCUUCGAUAAAUUAAGUUCCGAUUGCACAUAUAAGACUUUGGCUAGAAAUUUUCUGCCAUCUUUACAGUUUAAAAACGAUGUAGGGAAGUUUCUUAUUUUUAUUGAAGAUAGUGUUGAGUCAUCUACAGUUGCUAGGAUUAUGUUUUCUAAUAUAUAUAGACAAGAAUUUACCAUAUAUCGUGUCAUCAGAAAUUUCAGCUUUUUGACAAACAUUGAUUACACGUACGAAUUUGUAAAAGAUGUACGCAUCAAUAAAUGGAGUUCACUACAUUCGAUAGGAUACAGGCAUUUUCCAGAAAUAUGCAAAGAGGUCUCACAUGUGCCGUGUGCUGGUGGUUUUAGGUGUUUAUCCAGUAAGCAAUGUAUACCUCUUCACCAAGUAUGUGAUGGCAAAGUUCACUGUAUGAAUAAAGAUGACGAACAUAUGUGUGGUUUUAGAUGUCAUUAUAGAUGCAAUUGUGUAGACAGCGCGGUUGAUUGCCGAAAAGCUAGUUUAAAUAUUUCAGAUAUACAUGAUCUGUCAAGGAGAACUCGAAGCGCCGACUUAAGCUAUAACCAUGGAAUUAAAGAUAUUUUAUCAAAAGGAAACAUUCAUUUCCCUUUCAUGUUGUUCCUUGAUGUGUCAAACUGUCGUAUAGAGGUUGUAAGCAGUAACGCAUUUUCAGACAUAAACAAUUUGUUGAAACUUAACAUUAGCCACAAUAUAAUAAAAAAACUUUCUGACAACGUAUUUAGAGAUCUUCGACACCUAGUCCAGCUAGAUCUUGAUGGAAAUUCAGAAUUAGAAGAAAUAUCUGCUUCAGCAUUUCAAGGUUUACAAAGUAUUAAAACUUUAAGAAUAUCGGGAACGAAAUUAAAGAAAAUCGCAACCUUAACAUUCUCAAAUUUGCAAUUGGAAAGUAUUGAUAUAUCAAAUAAUGAAAUUCGUAAAAUUGAAAAUUUUGCUUUUAAAAAUACGUCGGUUAAAAAGAUCAACUUUGAAGGCAACAAUAUACUUGAAUUCCAUCAGUUAAUUUUUUCGGAUGUUGCUGCUUUGAUUGAAUUACGUACACCGGCGUAUAAAUUUUGUUGUAUACGUCCUUGUUAUGUCAAAGAAAGUAACUGUUAUCCGCCAAAGAAUGAGUUUUCAUCUUGUGACGACUUAAUGAGACAUCCAAUUCUGCAGGCAGUUUUAUGGCUGGUUGGAAUAGCUUCAUUACUCGGAAAUCUCGCAUCAAUUGUCUACCGUGUUGUGUAUGACAGACAACGACUUAAGAUUGGUUAUGGAAUAUUUGUUACGAAUUUGGCAUCUGCAGAUUUCCUUAUGGGAAUAUAUCUUAUUGUAAUAGCGUUUAUCGAUACUAUUUAUAGAGGCAGGUAUAUUUUUAUGGACGACCAAUGGCGAAACAGUAUAUGGUGUACUCUAACCGGAUUUUUGUCAACCGUAUCGUCUGAAGCAAGCGUCUUCUUCUUAUGCCUUAUAACAAUUGAUAGACUUCUUGUUAUCAGAUAUCCUUUUGGACACGUAAGGUUUACACCAAGGAGAGCAAAAAUUUGCUGUUUAAUUUGCUGGGUCAUUGCAGUAUCUCUCGCGGUGUUUCCUAUUUUCCACACAAGCUAUUUCAAGAACAUGUUCUACUCCAGAUCUGGAGUAUGCAUUGCACUACCGCUGUCACGUGAUAAACCUCCGGGCUGGAUGUAUUCCGUUUCAAUAUUUGUUGGCUUAAAUUUUGGCACCUUUAUCCUUGUUGCAUUUGGUCAGUUAUCAAUCUUCUUAGAACUUCGAAAAUCUAGCAUAGGUGGCAAGAAAACACAGCAAUCAAGACAAAGGGAUCUGCAAGUAGCAAAAAAUCUAAUCCUUGUUGCAACAACCGAUUUCCUUUGCUGGUUUCCAAUAGGACUAAUGGGGAUUAUGUCAUUGAAUGGAUACUCAAUCUCUGGUGAUGUUUAUGCGUGGACAGCAGUGUUCAUACUUCCUUUGAACUCGGCGUUAAAUCCAUUUCUAUACACACUUUCGGCUAUAAUUGGAAAAAAGACGACGUCUAUAUAUUGA